Penicillium antarcticum is the source of this 1350-nucleotide messenger RNA. Its product is annotated as putative alpha-1,6-mannosyltransferase subunit. Lineage: Eukaryota; Fungi; Ascomycota; Eurotiomycetes; Eurotiales; Aspergillaceae. The transcript has 2 exons. The record is from RefSeq and is a predicted model, not a curated record. Gene Ontology annotation, cellular component: Golgi membrane. Gene Ontology annotation, biological process: protein N-linked glycosylation. Gene Ontology annotation, molecular function: glycosyltransferase activity. The coding region runs from base 1 to 1350 and encodes 449 amino acids.
AUGUCCCUGUCGCGAUCACCCUCUCCCCACGCGGGCGGAGGGUGGUCCAGCCCGGGCCUCGGUCCGGGCAGCGGCACUUCUUCGCCUCGACCAGGCACAAUAUCACCCACCAGUGGCAUCUCGUGGGCAGCAGCCAGGGCCAAGAGUGAUGAGGUGCGUGGGUAUCCAUCUUUCUCGACGCGGAAUAGCGGCUUCUUUUGCCGUCAGAAGCAUAAUCUCACCACCCGCUUGCCCAUUCUCAGGCGACUUUCUUCACGCGACUAUGUCGACAAGGAUUCAUAUGAGAAGGAAUGGAGGCCAUAUGAUGGAGGUGGGCGCUCAUUCGGGAUAUCAUUGCGAAGAGGUCGCCUCAGAAUGAUCUUCGCGUUUUUCUUAAUUUGGAUCGGGUAUCUACUCUGCUGGUCAACAAUCGUCCAAACGUACCGUCGAUCACCAAUGGGCGGCGGCAAGAAAUUCGUCAUGAUUCUAGGAUCCAACGUCGAAGGAGGUGUGAUGGAGUUGAAGGGCGCACGCGAAUGGGCAAUCGAGCGCAACAGCAUCUGGAACAAGCAGAAGUACGCAAAGAAAUGGGGAUACGAACUGGAGCUCGCCAACCUCCUAGCCAAGAAACGUUAUUCGCAUGAAUGGCGCGAAAACUGGGAGAAGGGCGACGUGAUUCGCGAAGCGAUGCGCAAGUAUCCUGACGCGGAAUGGUUCUGGUGGCUUGACCUGAACACCUGGAUCAUGGAAUAUGAGACAUCUCUACAGAGCCAUAUCUUCGAUCACCUUAGCAGCAGUGUCUACCGCGACGUUGGCGCUUACAACCCCCUCAACAUCACACACCCACUGCCGGAAUUCUGGCUUGACGAGCUCAGUCGAGCCCCUGAAGGCGACGAUAACCCUAACUCACUGAACAUGCUCCUCUCGCAAGAUUGCGCUGGUUUCAAUCUCGGUUCCUUCUUCGUUCGCCGCUCUAUUUGGACUGAUCGCCUUCUCGAUGCCUGGUGGGAUCCAGUCAUGUAUGAGCAGAUGCAUAUGGACUGGGAACACAAGGAACAGGAUGCCCUUGAAUACGUCUAUCAGAGUCAGCCAUGGGUCCGCAGUAGCGUUGGAUUCCUACCCCAACGCAGCAUCAACGCUUUCCCUCCUGGCGCCUGUGGCGAUGAAGAAAAUCCAGUUGUGCAUUACCAGCAGAAUGCUCGUGACUUUGUUGUCAACAUGGCCGGCUGUAUGUUUGGUCGCGACUGCUGGAGUGAAGUUUAUUAUUAUCGUGAGCUCAGCAAAUGGCUGAAUCGGUCAUUCUGGAUGCGUCUCAAGGAUGACCUCGGUGAAGGAUAUGACAAUUUCUGGGGAAAGACGAAGAGAAAUUGA